This is a messenger RNA of Indicator indicator, 873 nucleotides long. It is a transcript of the gene DLX5, whose product is annotated as distal-less homeobox 5. The transcript is spliced from 3 exons. Lineage: Eukaryota; Metazoa; Chordata; Aves; Piciformes; Indicatoridae. The coding region runs from base 1 to 873 and encodes 290 amino acids. Gene Ontology annotation, biological process: regulation of transcription by RNA polymerase II; cell differentiation; anatomical structure formation involved in morphogenesis. The record is from RefSeq and is a predicted model, not a curated record. Gene Ontology annotation, molecular function: RNA polymerase II cis-regulatory region sequence-specific DNA binding; DNA-binding transcription factor activity, RNA polymerase II-specific.
AUGACAGGAGUAUUUGACAGAAGGGUCCCCAACAUCAGAUCCGGUGACUUCCAGGCUCCUUUUCAGACGUCCGCAGCCAUGCACCACCCGUCCCAGGAAUCUCCCACUUUACCCGAGUCCUCGGCUACGGAUUCCGACUACUACAGCCCGGCGGGGGGAGCCCCGCACGGCUACUGCUCGUCUACCUCGGCUUCCUACGGCAAAGCGCUCAACCCUUACCAGUACCAGUACCACGGCAUGAAUGGAUCUGCUGGGAACUAUCCUCCCAAAGCCUAUGCAGACUACAGCUACGCCAGCCCUUACCACCAGUACAGUGGGGCUUACAACCGCGUACAGAGCUCCUCCAGCCAGCCAGAGAAAGAGGUGGCGGAGCCCGAGGUGAGGAUGGUGAACGGCAAACCAAAGAAAGUGCGCAAACCCCGCACUAUUUAUUCCAGCUUCCAGCUGGCCGCCUUGCAGAGGAGGUUCCAGAAGACCCAGUACCUCGCCCUGCCCGAGCGGGCCGAGCUGGCCGCUUCCCUGGGGCUCACGCAAACACAGGUGAAAAUUUGGUUUCAGAAUAAAAGAUCCAAGAUCAAGAAGAUCAUGAAGAAUGGGGAGAUGCCCCCGGAGCACAGCCCCAGCUCCAGCGACCCCAUGGCCUGCAACUCUCCACAGUCGCCUGCGGUUUGGGAACCUCAGGGCUCAUCCCGCUCCCUCAGUCACCAUGCCCACGCACACGCUCACCCUCCAAACUCCAACCCAUCCCCUGCAUCCAGCUACCUGGAGAGCUCCGCUUCCUGGUACCCUGCUGCCAACUCCAUCAACUCCCACCUCCAACCCCACGGCUCCCUACAGCACCCGUUAGCGCUGGCCUCUGGGACAAUUUAUUAG